Messenger RNA from Thelazia callipaeda (thelaziosis nematode), 639 nucleotides. NCBI's taxonomy places the organism in Eukaryota, Metazoa, Nematoda, Chromadorea, Rhabditida, Thelaziidae. The record is from the annotation of a GenBank genome assembly.
AUGAAGAAUGAGAUUAAUAUACUAGAGGAUCAAUUAGCAAGAAAAGAUAAUGCAACUUCCAAAUGGAUAGAUUCUUUACCAAAAAAUAAUGUGGGAGAUGUCCGUGAUAUAUCUGAUCAAGCAUUUUGGACUUUGUCCAGUUGCAAAACAGAUGGCUUUGGUAUUCAGCAGCUCUUAGACGAUGAUUUAGAGCAGUAUUGGCAGUCAGAUGGUCCACAGCCUCAUACAGUGACUGUUGAAUUUAGGAAAAAAACAGAUAUUUGUUAUUUACUUUUAUAUUUAGAUUAUAAAACUGACGAAUCUUACACUCCUAGCAAAGUAGUUGUACGUCUUGGUUCAUCGAUUUUGGAUAUGGAUGAAGGUUUGACCGUGGUGUUUUCUGAACCAGUUGGGUGGCAGGUUAUUGACUUACGUGACGCACAUGGAUGCCCAUCUCGAGCUUUUGUCCUUCAGCUUCAAGUUGUUCAAAACCAUCAGAAUGGUCGAGAUACUCAUAUUAGGCAAAUCCGAAUAAUAGGACCUGCCCGAGCUCGAUUGGAUACAGGCGCAAAAACAUUAAUUAAUGCAGGUUCAGCUAUAACUAACGUUCCAUUGAAAUUUACUUCUCACGCAAUUGCUAAGUUUUCCAAUGUCCGUUGA